This is a messenger RNA of Eleginops maclovinus (Patagonian blennie), 2193 nucleotides long. RefSeq names its product transcription factor EC (gene tfec). Gene Ontology annotation, molecular function: protein dimerization activity; DNA-binding transcription factor activity, RNA polymerase II-specific; RNA polymerase II cis-regulatory region sequence-specific DNA binding. Gene Ontology annotation, cellular component: nucleus. The record is from RefSeq and is a predicted model, not a curated record. NCBI's taxonomy places the organism in Eukaryota, Metazoa, Chordata, Actinopteri, Perciformes, Eleginopidae. Gene Ontology annotation, biological process: regulation of transcription by RNA polymerase II.
UGAUCAAACAUCAGAAGGCAGAAACAAAAGCAAGUUAUUUUGGCUCAGUUCAAGUUGGACUCUGAUUUAGAUAAGCAGACACACAGUUUACCACAGGCACCUGUCUUCUAUAGUCUUCAGAGUAAAAGAUCCAGUUAUCAGAAAUGUUCCAAUCGGGCUCAGACAACCAGUGGGUUCUGAGUCAGGGAGAUGACCCAUUGGGUUUUUAUGGACCUGAACGACAUCCACAUAGCUGGCCUCAGGUCUGCCCUCCUCAGCCCAGCAGCACCGCUCAGUAUUCCUGCUCUCAGCUAGUCUCUGGUGGAUCCUACAGCCGAUCAAACGUCCCAGUUUGGUACCAAGACACAUGGAAGGUACAGAGCCACCUGGAGAACUCAAAGUACCACCUCCACCAGAGCCAGAACCAGCCAGUCAAGCAGUACCUGACGCUGGGCUCCAAGCUGGCCUCCUCGACCGGGCAGGGGCACGCUAUUCCACACCCACACGCUCAAGCCAGUCGCUGGCCACCGGUGCCCAUCAUGAGGAAUGGGCACAUGCCCUCGGUCAGCGACGGCAGUAACCCCAACAGCCCCGUUACCCUCCUCAAUAUGGCCAAUCACGACAGCGAGUUUCCAAUGGAUGAAGUUAUUGAUGACCUAAUCAGUCUUGAAUCCGGCUUCAAUGACGGAGGCUUGGAUUGCAUGGAGUCUAACCUUAUGAUGCAAAGCAAUGUGUCCCUCAGUGGCAGCAUGCUGGAUAUCUAUGGGGGUGAACAAGAACUUGACACGAGAGUGAUGGCAAAAGAGAGACAGAAAAAAGACAACCAUAAUCUGAUUGAAAGAAGGCGACGAUACAACAUCAACUACAGGAUCAAGGAGCUGGGGACGCUCAUACCAAAGUCAAAUGACCCAGACAUGCGCUGGAACAAAGGCACCAUCCUGAAGGCCUCGGUGGAGUACAUAAAGUGGCUGCAGAAGGAGCAGCAUCACGCUCGGGAGCUGGAGAGCCGUCAGAAGAAGCUGGAGCAAGCCAACAGGAGACUCCUGCUGAGGAUCCAGGAACUUGAGAUCCAAGCACGAGCACAUGGCCUCCCAAACAUGGCCUCCGCCUUGGGGACAGUGGAGCUGUCCUCUCAUCUCCUCAAGCAGCAGCAGCAGCAGCAGCAGCAGCAGCAGCAGCAGCAGCCGCAGACGUCUCCCCAGGCCCAGCAACCCCAGCAGCCCCCCAUCUACCAGGAGGACCCUAACAGCGACUACCUCCAGAGGCUAGGCGGCGUCCCGGCCACCAUCCCCAGUGCCGCCGGGCCGCAGGAUCACAUCCAGGGCGCAGAAGGCUGCUCCACGUUCUCCGACCCGCUGUCCCACUUCACAGACUUCUUCAGCUCCACACUCAAGGAGGAGCACCGGCUGGACGAGAUCCUGAUGGACGACCCCCUGUCCCCCUUUGGCACUGACCCCCUCCUCUCCGCCGGAUCGCCUGGAGCCGGGUCCAAAGACAGCAGAAGCAGCUUCAGCUCAGCGGAGGAUGAAGACCUAUAGGUGCCCCUCUUCACGAACUCUUCACACACUGCUGUAAUCCCCGGUGGGAGAGGCCACUAAAAGACAAUACUAACCUCUCACUGGGUUGCAAGUCCUUUAAAAAACAGCUAAAACCUCCUCUAAAGUGCCACUUGUAAAUAGAAUGUGUUGUUUUUGUUCAUCAAGAGCUCGAUUGGUCCCAAAGAUUGCGUCCCCCAAAGCUCGGCGGAGCCCCAACUCCUGCUCCUCCAUCAGCUCUUUUUUUAUACUUUGUACAGACAAUGUUUCUCUGCCUCCCACACAGAGCUGGAACAGACUCACAAGAAAAAGGGAGACAUGUAUCAGCCUUUAAUGUAAAUAACUACUACUGUGGUAGCUGUACACUGUAAAUAUGCAAAGUAACCACUGGAAAACCUGCCAAGCUGUCCUUUACAAAAAAGCAAAAUACUACUGCUUCCCAAAAGGAUCGUAUGCACAUGUGCCUUAUCAUGAUCGUCUUAGAAAAGAUAUGACCAUGUGACUGAUACUCACCACGAUGCCUAACCUUCGUAAGUCCUGUGUCCGUCUCUUUUCAGUGUUUUUGUUAAUAUGUAUUUAUGUGUUUUAAUCCAUGUAUUCCUGAAAAAUAUAUAUAUUAUUAUCUAACAUGUUACCUUUUUUUAUUCUUAGUAGGGGUGGGAAAAAUAUAAUAAACCCC